AGAACAGUUUAUUAAAAAUUAAGCGCGUUUUUAUUUAAUAAUUCUAAUUUUAUUCAACAAUGUCAUCGUUUUUUCUUAAAAACAAACCAAAAACAUCAAAAAAACGAAAGCAAGUAACACCAAAAUCCUCUAAAGAUCCCAAACAACCAAAAAAAUCUACCCACUCCAAGGACGAUGAAGAAAUCGACAGCGAUGAUGCUUUCGAUAGUGCCGAAGGAGAAGGCCAUGCCAACAAAAACUAUGUAAGUGAUGAAGAAAUUCCAGAAACUGCACAAGACAAACGUUUGCGUUUGGCUAAAAAAUACCUCGAAGAGAUCGAGAAAGAAGAACAAUCUCGAGCAGAAGAUAAAGAAGUCUAUGACCAUGUGUCACAUCGAUUGCAAGAAGAUUAUUUAGAAAGUGUUGGCAAGUUGCGUCGUCAAAUUGCAGCCUCAAUUGUUGGCUAUAGUAAAGAUAAAAUUCUUAAACACAAAAAGCAAUAUCUUCCAGUGACAGCGUUGGCAUUGUCUUCCGAUGGAAAGUUUCUUUUUACCGGCGCUAAAACACAAUACGUUAUUAAAUGGGAUUUGGCCACUCUACGGCCAAUUGGUACUUUCGAUGUCAAUCCGCACACUGAAGAUCCGGAUAAUGGAAAAAGUAGACGGUCGCAUGUAAUUGCGAUUUGUCUGUCGACAGAUUCGAAAUUCCUAGCUCUUGCCGAGGGCGGGAAUAAUAUUCAAAUUUGGUGUCCGAAAGAACUGAAACAUUUGAAAACUUUUAAGGGACAUCGAGAUGUUGUGACGGCACUUGUCUUUAGAAAAGACACACAUGACCUUUAUUCUGGGAGUAAAGACAGAUCGGUGAAGAUUUGGUCGGUGGAUGAAAUGGCAUACAUAGAAAGUUUAUUUGGUCAUCAAGCACAUGUGACAGGAAUUGAUGCCUUGUCAAGAGAACGAGCUAUAACUUCAGGUGGCAUCGAUUGCAGUCUGAGAAUAUGGAAGAUAACAGAAGAGUCCCAAUUGAUAUAUAAUGGCCAUCGAGGUAGUAUAGAAGGAGUUAAGUUUAUCAACGAUGAAAAUUUUGUUUCUUGUGGCAAUGAUGGUUCGCUUUGCUUAUGGAGUGCGUUAAAAAAGAAAGCACUUGUUACUCAACCCACUGUACAUGGUUUGCAAACAAAUGGAGAUGCCAAUUGGAUAUCAGCGAUGGCUGUUGUUGUUAAUGCUGAUUUAAUUGCGUCAGGUUCAUGUGAUGGCUUCAUUCGACUCUGGCAAAUGAGUGACAAUGGUCGUAAACUAACACAAAUCCAUCAAAUUCCUGUGCCUGGUUUCAUCAAUAGUCUAACAUUCACUCCCGAUGGCCUUACACUAAUAGCUGCUGUUGGUCAAGAACAUCGCCUAGGUCGUUGGUGGCGAAUAAAGGAAUCAAAAAAUCAAAUUCUAAUUAUUGAUUUAAAAACAAAUACAAGUUGAUUUUAAGUAAAAAAAAA
Molecule: messenger RNA, 1465 nt
Organism: Episyrphus balteatus (marmalade hoverfly)
Lineage: Eukaryota; Metazoa; Arthropoda; Insecta; Diptera; Syrphidae
Gene: U3-55K
Product: U3 small nucleolar RNA-interacting protein 2
Exons: 5
Coding region: 60-1448 (462 amino acids)
Cellular component (GO): small-subunit processome
Molecular function (GO): protein binding; snoRNA binding
Source: RefSeq, a predicted model, not a curated record